Molecule: messenger RNA, 573 nt
Organism: Aphanomyces invadans
Lineage: Eukaryota; Oomycota; Saprolegniomycetes; Saprolegniales; Verrucalvaceae
Exons: 3
Coding region: 1-573 (190 amino acids)
Molecular function (GO): GTP binding; GTPase activity
Source: RefSeq, a predicted model, not a curated record
AUGCACCGAAAGAAGUCUCAGAACAACGGCGCCAACGACGACGGCGACGCGGCGCCGCCGACGUCGAAUGUUUUGCGCAUCAAAGUGAUCUCGAUGGGGGACGGCGGCGUCGGCAAGAGCUGCGUCAUCAAGCGGUACUGCGAAGAAAAGUUUGUCAGCAAGUACAUCUCGACGAUCGGCAUCGACUACGGUGUCAAACCCGUCAAGGUCAACGGGUCGGAAGUCCGCGUCAACUUUUGGGACCUGUCUGGCCAACCCGAAUUUCUCGAAGUCCGCAACGAGUUCUACAAGGACACCCAGGGCGCGAUCUUAAUGUUUGACGUGUCGUCGCGGCGCAGCUUUGAAGCGCUGGACGGAUGGCUCAAAGAAGCUGCCAAGUACGGCGGCGGCAAGUUUCCGUGCGUGGUUUGCGCGAACAAAGUCGACAAACUGCGCCUAGUCAAGGAAGACGAAGGGGCGGCAUGGGCCGCGGCCAAAGGGUACGAGUACUUUGAGACGUCCGCGCAGACUGGAGCGAACGUUGCCGAAGCGCUGCACCACCUCUUCCAGCUCGUUGUGAACCGACUGAAGUAA